AUGUACGGCGAGCUAGGAAAUAAAUUGGUUCAACAUGCAAAACGGACCCAAUCUCUCGCCCAUCUUCCUCCGUAUCAGACUGAAUUUGUCCGUGCCGUGACUAGAGAAGUGCGGGAUCUCGACAAAGAUGCCUCAGUAACACUCAGUCAACUCGGUACUGGAUUCACUCCUUCUGCCGACCCUGCGACUGCGUGUGCUCUCUUGGUGAAUCAUCUUUCUAUGCGACGGAAUAAACGUUGUCUGCUGGCAUAUCACCGUGUUCGAUCAAAUAAGCUGGAAGAGAUGUGCUGGAACGGUAUGGACAUUCUUGAGCAGCAGCAGCAAUCGCAACAAAAUCGCGGAGGAAAUAAUCAUGGAAGUGCGGAGACUACCCUUUUGGCUGGCGAGUCAGCCGGUGUGAAUUCGCUGAGUCCAGAAGAGGAAGAAUUCGUAAGGCAAUACAGCGAUCUUCUCGCUGCAUACAAAGGACAGUGGACAGACAUUGACCUGACUGGGAGCCUGGAGCCGCCCCGUGAUUUAUUUAUUGAUGUCAGGGUGCUCAAAGAUGCUGGUGAGAUACAGACCGAGUAUGGCUCUAUAAAUUUGACGAAAAACAGCCAAUUUUUCGUUAAACAGGGCGAUGUGGAACGUUUAAUCGCACAGGGUUUCUUGCAGCGCCUGAGCUGAGACCUGGCUUGCCUAAACGGGAUGAUUUGGCGUUCAUAGGGUUUUCACAUUCAUAUACCACGCAUAAACGCAUUCUUUUUCAGGGACGUCAUGUUUGUCUCAUUACCGAUCGCGUAUAAUGACUCUACGGAGUUAAAUUUGGAGGGAAUUUGAUAGAAAAUGAAACAGAGCGAGUUGAAUAUGCUGGGUAAAAAUGGAGCAAUGAUGAAUUGAAUUGAAUUGCAGAAUUGCUCAAGAUGCAGGAACCUCUUCUUCGGACGUGACGUUCGUCGUAAUCGAGGCUUCAAGUUCAAGAGCAAAGUAGGUGCCAAUGUGACAGGCAGAACCACACAGACAGGGACUUCGUGCUACGUGCUUGCGCAUGAAGAGAUGCAGG
Messenger RNA from Xylona heveae TC161, 1042 nucleotides. Its product is annotated as GINS complex, Psf1 component. Gene Ontology annotation, biological process: DNA replication; DNA strand elongation involved in mitotic DNA replication. Gene Ontology annotation, cellular component: GINS complex. The record is from RefSeq and is a predicted model, not a curated record. The transcript has 3 exons. NCBI's taxonomy places the organism in Eukaryota, Fungi, Ascomycota, Xylonomycetes, Xylonales, Xylonaceae. The coding region runs from base 1 to 666 and encodes 221 amino acids.